CUCGUGUUUGUCUGUCACAGAGGGGAGGAGGUGAUUUCUAUGCGUCGCCAUCUUUUAGAGUGGGAUUCUAGCUAGCAAGUCAGCUAGGUUAGUUUUCAGGGCAGCGAUAAGACUUUCCCUGCUUGGAAUACUUGGCGUUGUUUUUCUCCCCCUUUUCCGCCAACAAAGACAUUUAUAUUGCAUUUCGGAGAAUCAGCAGCUGUGCGGGGCUAGGUUAAAGCGAUUAAGAGAGAAUAUACGGUGUUACUGAAGCAAGAAGAUUCAAAUCUCUGCUUCAACGAUACUCUAUCCAGACAAACUGACUGCGCCCCGUUCUCAUUUGGAUGACUUAACCUUAGCUAGCUAGUUAGCUCCAUAGCUUUGGCUAACUACUUGCUAGCUACUUCGUGCGCAUUGAAUCUGGUCCCAAACCUGGCCUGUAGGACGGGUGCCCAUGCGAUCGCUCCUUCCUUCUCCCUCUCGCAGAUGAGUCAUCGGCGGGCGCUGACGCAGCGCAGUCGCACGGCCAGAUAGUCCCCGCCCCGGCGAGGAGCCGAGGCGAGCGCGGCUGCUGCGUCCGCCCCCCCCGCCGCCAGGCCCCCCUGCGGCCCCCCCGGCUCCCAGCAUGCCCUCCACCAGCCGGGCAGGGAACCUGAAGGACCCGGAGGUCGCCGAGCUCUUUUUCAAGGAGGACCCGGAGAAGUACUUUGCUGACCUCCGAGAGAUCGGACAUGGCAGCUUCGGAGCCGUAUACUUUGCACGGGACGUGCGGACGUCAGAGGUGGUGGCCAUCAAGAAGAUGUCGUACAGCGGCAAGCAGUCUAAUGAGAAAUGGCAGGAUAUCAUCAAAGAGGUCAAGUUCCUUCAAAGAAUACAACACCCCAACAGCAUAGAGUACAAAGGCUGCUAUCUGCGGGAGCACACAGCAUGGCUCGUCAUGGAGUACUGUUUAGGGUCAGCCUCAGACCUCCUGGAAGUCCACAAGAAGCCUCUGCAGGAGAUCGAGAUUGCGGCGAUAACACACGGUGCUCUGGAGGGCCUGGCCUACCUUCACUCUCACAACUUGAUUCACAGAGAUAUCAAAGCUGGAAACAUCCUGCUGACCGAGCCUGGACAGGUCAAGCUGGCGGACUUUGGCUCGGCCUCCAUCGCCUGUCCUGCUAACUCCUUUGUGGGCACGCCAUAUUGGAUGGCCCCAGAGGUUAUCUUGGCUAUGGAUGAGGGGCAGUACGACGGCAAGGUGGAUGUCUGGUCCCUCGGGAUCACCUGUAUAGAAUUAGCGGAGAGGAAACCCCCUCUGUUCAACAUGAAUGCAAUGAGUGCCUUAUACCACAUAGCGCAGAAUGAGAGCCCAACACUACAGGCUAGUGAAUGGACAGAUUACUUUAGAAACUUUAUAGAUUCAUGCCUUCAAAAACUCCCCCAGGACAGACCAAACUCUGAGGACCUACGGAAACACGCGUUUGUCCAGCGUGAGCGUCCGGACACGGUUCUGAUGGACCUGAUCCUGCGCACUAAGGAGGCGGUGCGGGAGCUGGACAACCUGCAGUACCGCAAGAUGAAGAAGAUCCUCUUCCAGGAGGCGCACAACGGCCCCGCCGCAGAGGUCCAGGACGGGGACGAGGAGUCGGAGCAUGGCGUGGGCCGGACGGGCACGGUGAACAGCGUGGGCAGUAACCAGUCCAUCCCCAGCAUGUCCAUCAGCGCCAGCUCCCAGAGCUCCUCGGUCAACAGCCUGCCCGACGCCGGCGACGACAAGAGCGAGCUGGACCUCAUGGAGGGAGACCACACAGUCAUGUCCAACAGCUCAGUCAUACACCUCAAACCCGGAGAAGAGGAGGGCUUCCGUGAGGAGGCCGAGCCCCCCCGCAGCAGGCCUCCACCUGAGGCCCAGGCGGCACCUGCACAUGCACAGCCCGUGCGGCACAAGCACAGAAACCGCGAGCACUUUGCCACCAUACGCACCGCCUCACUGGUGACGAGGCAGAUGCAGGAGCACGAGCAGGACUCGGAGCUGCGCGAGCAGAUGUCUGGCUACAAGCGGAUGCGGCGGCAGCACCAGAAGCACCUGAUGGCCCUGGAGAACAAGCUGAAGGGCGAGAUGGACGAUCACCGCCUACGCCUGGACAAGGAGCUGGAGACGCAGAGGAACAGCUUCGCCUCCGAGAUGGAGAAGCUCAUCAAGAAGCAUCAGGCCUCCAUGGAGAAAGACGCCAAGACCUUUGCCAACGAUGAGAAGAAGUUCCAGCAGCACAUUCAGGUUCAGCAGAAAAAAGAGCUGAGCAGCUUCCUGGAGUCCCAGAAACGGGAAUACAAGCUACGCAAGGAGCAGCUGAAAGAGGAGCUGAAUGAGAACCAGUCGACACCCAAGAAGGAGAAGCAGGAGUGGCUGUCCAAGCAGAAGGAGAACAUCCAGCACUUCCAGGCGGAGGAGGAGGCCAACCUGCUGCGACGCCAGCGCCAGUACCUGGAGCUCGAGUGCCGACGCUUCAAGAGGCGCAUCCUCAUUGCGCGCCACAACGUGGAGCAGGACCUAGCGCGAGAGGAGCUGAACAAGCGCCAGACGCAGAAGGACCUGGAGCACGCCAUGCUGCUGCGGCACCACGAGUCCAUGCAGGAGCUGGAGGUGCGCCAGCUGGGCACGGUGCAGAAGAUGCGGGCCGAGCUGAUCCGGCUGCAGCACCAGACCGAGCUCACCAACCAGCUGGAGUACAACAAGAGGAGGGAGAGGGAGCUGCGGCGCAAGCACGUCAUGGAGGUCCGGCAGCAGCCCAAGAGCCUUAAGUCCAAGGAGAUGCAGAUCAAGAAGCAGUUCCAGGACACGUGUAAGAUCCAGACGCGGCAGUACAAGGCACUGCGCAACCACCUGCUGGAGACGCAGCCCAAGAGCGAGCACAAGGCCGUGCUCAAGCGGCUCAAGGAGGAGCAGACGCGCAAGCUGGCCAUCCUGGCCGAACAGUACGACCACUCCAUCAACGACAUGCUCUCAACACAAGCGCUCCGCUUGGACGAGGCCCAGGAGGCGGAGUGUCAGGUGCUGAAGAUGCAGCUGCAGCAGGAGCUGGAGCUGCUCAACGCCUACCAGAGCAAGAUCAAGAUGCAGACGGACGCCCAGCACGACCGCGAGAGGAAGGAGCUCGAGCAGAGGGUCUCCCUACGCAGGGCACUGCUCGAACAGAAGAUUGAGGAGGAGAUGCUGGCGCUGCAGAACGAGCGUUCGGAGCGUAUCCGCUCCCUCCUGGAGCGGCAGGCGCGCGAGAUGGAGGCCUUCGACUCGGAGAGCAUGCGCCUGGGCUUCAGCAACAUGGUGCUGUCCAGCCUGGCCUCCACCGACGCCCACAGCCACAGCUUCCCCGGGGCCCCCGAGGGCUGGGGCAGCGGGGGCGGCGGGGGCAGCCACCCCAGCUCCCAGGGGCCCCCCUGGGGAGGCGGCGGCAGCGGCGGUGGGGGUGGAGGGGUCGGCAGCAGCGGCGCAAGCAUCAUGCACCACGGAGGCAGUCAGCACCAUCACCAUCAUCACCACCAGGGCGGCGCCAGCAGCAUCCAGCAGCAGCACCAGGCCUGGGCACACGGGCUUCCCGCGGGGGGGCCUCCUCCCUGGGGCCACCACCACCACCACCACGGCGGCGGGGGCGGUAGCCAGAGGUUGAGUGGCGGAGGCGGGGGCGGCGGGGGGGUGCGGAACAGCCCCCAGGCCAUGAGGAGGGCGUCCUCGGGAUCGGGGGGUGGGCGGAGUGAUCCGGGCAUGAGCAGGAGCACUAGCAUCGCCUCGCAGAUCUCUAACGGGUCACACCUCUCAUACACGUAAAAGGGGCGUGCACUCAUACACUAGGCCUCUCUCUCUCUCUCUCUCUAAUGGGUCGCACCUGUCCUUCCACGUAAAUGGUCUCUCUAUCCAAGUCACACCUCUCCUCCCGUACGUAAGGGUCUACCUAUCCAAUGGGUCGCACAUGUCCUUAUACGUAAAAGGCCUCCCAUCUUUCCCCAUCUAUGUGUGAGGCCGCUCCCUCUCCCAUGGGCCCCAUCUGUCCCAUAGCAAGGAGGAAGCAAACAAACACCCUCCUUUCUCCCUGUCUCCCUCCCCCCACGCUCACCUCUCUCGCCUCGCUCCCUCUAUCACCUCGCUCUUUCCUCUCACUCCUCUCAUUCUCCUCACCUCUCUCACUCUCCCCUCACCUCUCUCCCUCUCUCCUUCCUCUCUCCCUCUCUCACCUUUCUCCCUCUCUCUCCUCUGCCCUCCUGGUGAUGAGUGGUACCCCUAGUGCCCCACAUGGCUGUGGGGGGCUUGGUAUGAUGGAGACAGAUGGGGGAUGGGGGUGGAGCUUUGCCACAAGAGCUGACUAACUAACAUCACCCCCCUUUUACCUGGCCUUCCCCUCCCUUCCCUUCGGUCGCACUCCUCUUCUGCUAUCUACAUCCAUUUGCUCCUCCUCCUCCCCACUCCUGUCUUCAUGUUGUUUUUUCCCCCCUCUCUCUUUUUUUUGUUCUUGUUAUUUCACCCCACAUAAGGCUGCACUUCUCCCACAUCACUUAUCACGUAAUUUUUUUCUGUUGUUCCUUGUUCACAUGGAAGCAAGUUCAACUUCCUGCUAGUACCAACGGGACUGUUCUGAAUGUUGGAAGGCGUUAGAGUUCUGGUUGUCCGUCCUCCCUCCCUACCUCGCACCCCCACCCCCCCCAUAUCAGGUUGUAGUGAAGUCAUGAUGUCAGCUGGUCAGGCUGCAUGAUAAUGUACAUAUCAGUGAAUGUGAGUGCAGUGCUGAACCAGUUUGCUUAGAGAGGUCAAUGUGAGGGAGAUAUGCUGCAGAUGUGAGGGACUUUCAGGUGAUAGUUUAUAGACAGGGUGAAUGUUUAGGAUAUCGAUUGGGCUUGUUUGACUGUUAAUGUCUGCUCAUGAUCUUAGCUCAUUCGUGGUUUUUAAGCAGAGUUGUCAUUACGUCAAGGCGUAAUGCUGUGGGAUUUUGUUUUUAACAUUACAGCUUAACAAACUUUUUAUUUGGGUACGCUUCCCCGUUUACCAUUGAAGUUUGUUUGCCAUGCAAUUCGCACUGACAGAUGGAGAGGGAUCUUUCCUUUUCCAUUGCGUUGUAGGAUUUACUGAAACGCAACAGUAACAAUUUGAGUGCCAACUCCUAGCUCAGCUGGAAAAAAUGUGCGAAAGGGCUGAUAAUUGAGUUUCAUCUUUUGCAUAUAAUUAGUGUCAAAGAAAUUCCAUUGCGCUGCAUAACUUCACAUGGGAAAGCUACUUCAUGGAACACUCUUUGCUUUUUUUCUACAGAAAGUAUAUUUUAGUAUGAUUUUUUUUUUUUAAAGUAGUUUAAUACGUUUUAAGAUCCGAUUGCAGUGCUGUUAUCCUCCCUUUAUCUCUGUGUCGAGGUGGGGGGGGAGUUACCUCAGUGAGACAUGGGUGUGUCUGUCCCAUCCAAACAAAGUAUACAAAUGAUGUCCGGAUAAGCUCCAGUCAGAUUUGCCAUGUGUCUUUUUUUACAGUAGGCGGUUGUGCCAAGCAAUGGGAAGAAAGUAGGGCAUUUUCUUGUUCCUUUUUUUUAAACUCUCUUUUAAAGGCAUUUUAAAGUUCAAGAUUAAAGUUUAACCAGGCCUUGUCUGUAUGGAA
Engraulis encrasicolus (European anchovy) is the source of this 5593-nucleotide messenger RNA. RefSeq names its product serine/threonine-protein kinase TAO1-like. Gene Ontology annotation, cellular component: cytoplasm. Lineage: Eukaryota; Metazoa; Chordata; Actinopteri; Clupeiformes; Engraulidae. Bases 605 to 3787 code for a protein of 1060 amino acids. Gene Ontology annotation, molecular function: ATP binding; protein serine/threonine kinase activity. Gene Ontology annotation, biological process: protein phosphorylation; regulation of cytoskeleton organization. The record is from RefSeq and is a predicted model, not a curated record. The transcript has 20 exons.